AUGGCAUCGUCUGUCGCGGCUGGAUUGAAGCAUCUAUCAAAUGCUCUCGCAACACCGGAUCAGUUAUCCAAUUCCUCCUCGUCCAUCGAUGGCGUCGCUCCCGACCUUGAAGCUUCGAUCCGCUUCGCCGGUGCCGAACUCACCCAAGCAGCUGGAAUCUUACUGCGAUUGUCGCAGGAUAUCAUCGCCAAGGCUAUUGUGACUUUUACGCGUUUUUGGCUUGGUUCGGAGGGUGGAAGUCUCCGGAUUUACUCGGUCAAGGAUGUGUCGGCCGCAGCUCUAUAUAUGACCGCCAAACUCUCCUUCCAACCCACCUCACCUCGCUCGGUUCUAAACGUAUACACAUUUUUGCUGUCAAAGGAUGCGUCGCCUUUGUGGUUCGUGAACCCCAACGGAUCUGGGGAGAAGCCGUCCCCGGAGACAUACUACCUCUCUGAGGGAGGCUACCAAACCCAGCGAACGGUUUUGCUACGCAUCGAAUCGGUCAUCCUACGUUCUAUGGGUUUUAAUACACACGUUGCGCUACCUCACGCCAUCGCCCUGACCUACCUUCAAACCCUUGGCACAUCCUCAUCCGCCGUCGCGCGACGAGUCUUUGAGCAUCUUAACGCAGCUCUUCUCUCGCCCCAAUUGCUGUAUGUUACUCACCAGCCAAACGCUUUGGCGGUAUCUGCAAUCUACUUGGCAUCACGGGAGGAAGGCGUGAAACUUGUGGAUGGAGAUUGGUGGGAGGUCUUUGAUGUGGACCGGGAAGAGCUUGGGUUUUUGGUGGUAGCCAUGAAAAGUAUGGAAGGAUUUGCGCGCGCAGAGAUGGAGAAGUGGAAAAUGCGAACCGUUCCCAUGAGCGUGGAUGAAGUGGAGGCCGAAAUCGAAAGGAGGAGAAUGAUGGAAGAGGGCGAGUGA
Aspergillus wentii DTO 134E9 is the source of this 903-nucleotide messenger RNA. Its product is annotated as putative cyclin. Gene Ontology annotation, cellular component: nucleus. Gene Ontology annotation, molecular function: cyclin-dependent protein serine/threonine kinase regulator activity. The record is from RefSeq and is a predicted model, not a curated record. The transcript is spliced from 2 exons. The coding region runs from base 1 to 903 and encodes 300 amino acids. Lineage: Eukaryota; Fungi; Ascomycota; Eurotiomycetes; Eurotiales; Aspergillaceae. Gene Ontology annotation, biological process: regulation of transcription by RNA polymerase II.